Neocloeon triangulifer is the source of this 2029-nucleotide messenger RNA. Its product is annotated as sialin-like. Gene Ontology annotation, cellular component: plasma membrane. Gene Ontology annotation, molecular function: transmembrane transporter activity. NCBI's taxonomy places the organism in Eukaryota, Metazoa, Arthropoda, Insecta, Ephemeroptera, Baetidae. The transcript is spliced from 9 exons. Gene Ontology annotation, biological process: transmembrane transport; monoatomic anion transport. The coding region runs from base 186 to 1721 and encodes 511 amino acids. The record is from RefSeq and is a predicted model, not a curated record.
GACUCAUUUGGCGCAGCGCGCGAGCCGAGAGCGCGCGACUCCUUUUCUUUUCCUGCGCGCGGCGUGCUCGCGAUUUCAUAGAGUGCAUCGAGAAAAUAUAAUUUUUCAUAGAAGUGAUCCGUCAGUGCAUCGCAGACGGAACUUUUGGACUUACUUGUGGGUCGGACUUUUCUUUAUUUUUCAACAUGACGGUGCACAGUAGUGAGAGCAGUAUGCAAAUUUCGGAGACACCGUCGUCCGAGUUGGAGAGCAAAAAAUCAUCAUGCUGGUCGCCGCCGAGAAGAUACGUGGUCGCUUUUCUAGCGUUCCUGGGAUUUUGGAAUGUGUACGCCCUGCGAGUCAAUUUGAGUGUGGCCAUUGUCGCGAUGACGAGCAAUUACACGGUUCAUUUGGACAAUGGUACCACUAUACAGAGGCGAGAUUUUGACUGGGAUUCAAAGACCAGAGGCCUCCUUUUAAGUUCAUUUUUCUACGGCUACAUAAUCACCCAAAUCCCUGGCGGCUGGUUGGGCGCUAGGAUAGGAGGCGCCCUUUUAUUCGGGGCUGGAAUUGCGUCCACGGCCCUUUUAACCCUUUUGACACCCUUGGCAGCCAGCGGAGGCGUCACUCUGCUCUUCGUUCUCCGAGUUCUGGAAGGUGUAUUUGAGGGUGUCACGUAUCCCUGUAUCCACGCAGUGUGGGCGAGGUGGGCUCCUCCGCUGGAGAGGAGCAAAUUGGCCACUUUGGCGUUUUCAGGAAGUUACGUGGGAACCGUGGUCGCUCUACCCCUCUCCGGCUAUCUUGCAAAACACGUCGGAUGGCCCUACGUGUUUUAUGUUUUCGGCUUCAUCGGAUUGGUUUGGUAUGCUGUGUGGGUGGCUGUGGUUAGAGAAGGACCCGAAUUGGACCCCAGAAUUUCACAAGAGGAACUCAUCUACAUCCAAAAAUCACUUGGACAGCAAAAUUACAAAAAAACAAGUCCACCUUGGGGUCAAUUUUUAAAAUCGGCGCCGGUUUGGGCCAUAAUCGUGGCCCACUUUGCGGAAAACUGGGGUUUCUACACCCUUCUGACGCAACUGCCGACCUUCAUGAAAGACACGUUGGAGUUUGACCUGAAAGACGCGGGUUUGCUUUCUGCGUUGCCAUACCUCGCGAUGGCGGCGGUGCUCCAGUUGGCCGGACACCUUGCCGACUGGCUGCGCUCCAAGCAGUUCAUCUCGACCACAGCCGUCCGCAAACUGUUCAACUGCGGCGCCUUCGUAAGCCAGACGACGUUCAUGAUGUUGGCCGCUUACUUGCUGGCCCCACUCGAGGCCGUCGCGUGUCUCACGGUGGCCGUCGGCCUUGGCGGUUUCGCGUGGAGUGGCUUCAGUGUGAAUCAUCUCGACAUUGCGCCGCAGUAUGCCAGCCUUCUUAUGGGUUUGUCAAACACCUUUGCCACAUUGCCAGGAAUAAUCAGCCCAGCGCUCACUGGAAUCAUCGUGCAAAAUAAGAGCGUUGAAGAGUGGAAAAUCGUUUUCUACAUCGCAAGUGGAAUUUAUUUGGUAGGCGCCGUGAUUUACGCGAUUUGCGCCUCCGGAGAAAGACAACCGUGGGCCAUUGACGAGGAGCCGAUUCCGGCGGUGGAAAAAAGCAAAAGCAAGGAGCAUGACCGGUACAGCGGACUGUACGACUUCAACGCCAUGGAACAAUUAAAACUUCCCAGACCAAAGUUGCACCACAACGACAUAAAUGAUUUCUAAAAAUUUAAUGAAUAAUUAGUAUUUUUUUUUUAAGAGGAGAACUUUGAACUUUUUGUGAUUUGAAAUUUCACAAGCAUUUACGGGAAGGAGAAUAAAACACGGCAGGAAUAAUUUUUGAGCAUGCAAUGUAAAAUCCUAAAAAUAAGUUGAAACAAAUUAAAACACUGGAAUAAAAAAAGUAAGGUCAGUGCGCUCAAGUUUUUCAUCAUAAAAUACUAAAAAAUAGUCCUCCUAGAAAAUGUGAUAUUAUAAAGACGUGGGAUGUUUCUCAAUAAACAUAAAUUUCUCUGAUAUAUUCAGAUGUUUUC